Camellia sinensis is the source of this 858-nucleotide messenger RNA. Lineage: Eukaryota; Viridiplantae; Streptophyta; Magnoliopsida; Ericales; Theaceae. The record is from RefSeq and is a predicted model, not a curated record.
AUGGAUACCAGUAGUUCUUGUUGGCACGGGAUCUACUAUCAACGUGUGUCCGUUGAGGACGGCAUAUACAAUCAGGUUGAAGCCCCCGGACUUUCUGCCUACUGCCCAGGAUUAUUCCCAGUUGCCUUUGCUGUUGUUGAUGCCGAGAAUGCAUCUAAUUGGGAGUGGUUUUUGCGUCAAUUAGUCAAAGUUGUAGAUGGUAGUAAGACGUUGACGGGUCGGAGAUAUAGUGACAUGUGCUCCAAUGCUACCGAAUCAUUCAACAACUGUGUUCAGAAAGCUCGGCAUCGACCCAUUACUCAGUUGGUGGAUGGGAUUAAGGGCCAAAUCAUGGAGCAGAGGUCUAAACGUAAAGUUAAAUCCAGUGUUUGGGUCGGGGAGCUUUGCCUGAAGAUGGCAAAGGUUUUGGAAUCGGCGUACAAUGACAGUAGGUCGUGGAUUAUUCGUCAGUUCAAGGACAAUGUGUUUGAGGUUCGUUCACACCUAUCAGUGUUGGUCGAUUUUAGGGCAUGUACAUGUUCAUGUUUCCAAUGGCAAUUAAGUAGAUUCCCAUGCUCGUAUGCGGCUGUAGCUUUCCAAAAUAGUAGUAAGAACAUAUAUGACUUCAUUGAUUCAUUUUACUAUGUGCACGAGUUUAGGGCGGCGUAUUCUGGGGCUAAUCACCCAAUUCCUACAAUAAGGAAACCAAAUUUGGCAACAAUGGAUUAUCUCAUCGCACCACCUAUUUUUAAACGCCCACCUAGAAGGUCCAAACAGAAAUGGGUGUUGUCCAAAGGUGAGGUGGUUCAACGGAUUCAAUACGGCCGUUGCGGUAAAAUGGGUCAUCAUAAUAGGAAAACAUGUGAGGAACCAAUGUAG